Paramecium pentaurelia is the source of this 178-nucleotide messenger RNA. The record is from the annotation of a GenBank genome assembly. NCBI's taxonomy places the organism in Eukaryota, Ciliophora, Oligohymenophorea, Peniculida, Parameciidae.
AUGGGUCGAUCACAGAUGACAAAUAAUGGAAAUGAAUAAAACCCACCAUCCAUACAUAUCAGAAAUUUUAAGGUUGAGAAUUAUAGGUUUAAGCUGAAACUUUCAGUUAUAGAAAUACAUGUUAUUUUGUUAGGAUCUAAAAAAGAGUAAAUUGUAAUUUUUAUUUGACAGUGAAUGA